GAGAAAAGCAUUGUGGCUCAAAAGUGGAGGCUUGGAAUGAGAAGAGCCGCGGGAAUGGCGUAUAUAACAUAAGUGCAGUCACUCUUGAUAUUUCUUUUUCUGCUUGUCAGUCUAUCUCAACCUCUGCGGCUGGUUACCAAGAAAUCGCCCUGUCGGAACUCCAAAAAUGGCUUCAUAUCCGGACGAAAAGGCCAUUGCUCCCACUUCCACAGUACCACUGGACUCAUACACCGAGAGUACAUCUAUCAAGAUCUCUGACAGUCCAAUCCAGAUAUCUGGGAAUGUUGCAGCGGAGCCUCAGCGCCAAAAAUGGUACCAGUACUUUGCUCCGACGGACACUCCCGAGGAACGACGCUUGAUCCUCAAACUCGAUGGAUUGAUCAUGAUCUUUGUUUUUCUGGCAUAUUGGGCUAAAGUCUUGGAUUCUUCGGCGACGAGUACGGCAUAUGUCAGUGGGAUGAAGGAGGACUUGAAGUUGUUUGGAAAUGAGCUGAAUUACUUAAAUACCGUUUAUAUGGUCGGAUUUAUUGUCAUGCAAGUCCCAUUGACGAUGCUGAUGACUCGUCUCCCAGUGAACUAUUUCCUCCCAGUAGCAGAUCUUCUCUGGGGUGUCUUCACGCUUGUACAGUACAAAGCGACAAGUGUGAACCACCUCUACGCAUUCCGGUUUUUCGUAGGAGCACUCGGCGGAUUCUUCUUCCCAGCCGUCCAGUGGUACCUCGGAUGUUGGUACAAACGUACGGAGCUCAAUCGUCGUGGCGCUCUUUUCUUCAUCGCCAGUCAAGUAGGAAGCAUGAGCUCGGGGUACAUCCAAGCUGGAGCAUACGACUCAUUAAAUGGCACGCAUGGUAUCGAGGGAUGGAGAUGGCUUUACAUCAUCUGCUUCUCCUGCACAAUCCCAAUUGCCGUCAUCGGAUUCAUCCUUUUGCCUGGCACCCCAGAUAAACCGAGUUCACGAUUCUUGACACCUGAAGAUGUCGCUCUUGCAAGAGCACGCAUGGCGUCGGAGAAGCGCGAGCCAAGCAAGCCUCUUACUUUCUCCAUUGUCAAGAAAGUCCUGCAAGGAUGGCACUUCUACAUCCUCGUUCUCUUCGCUUUCUUCUUUUCGCAAGCAGAUGGUGUAUCCUCAAAUAGUGGUCUACCUAUCUGGUUGAAAGAGACAGGACAUUCAGUGUCCUCGAUCAACACUAUCACCACUGUGUCACCUGCUGUUACCAUCGUCUCGAGCAUCAUCUGGGGUAUCAUCGCUGAUGCAUAUGAUGCCAAAGUCUCGCUUAUUGCCGUCACUGCGGUUCUGAACAUAUUCGCGAGUGUGGUUCUCGCAAUUUGGAAUGUCCCCGUUGGGCUCAAGUACUUUGCAUUCUUCCUCAGUGGAACCCCCGACGCUAUUGCUGCGAUCAUCUAUGCGUGGGCGAAUGAGAUUUGCGCUGGGAACGCGGAGGAGAGAGCCUUGGUGAUCAGUUCCAUGAACACCGUCGGCAAUACUUUUGGAGCGUGGCUUCCUUUGUUGUGAGUCCCCACUGCAGGUUACGUAUAGGAAAUUUGUACUGACUUUGAGAUUAGUGUUUGGAAGACAGUUGAUGCUCCUAGAUAUCUCAUUGGGUACAAUUGGACGAUUGCUCUUGACGUCUGCAUGCUUGGCAUGCUGUUUGUGCUCAGACAUUUCUGGAAUAGAGAGAAGAAGCUUGCGAGUGCUUCUUAACAGUAGGUCACUGGCUUCCGACAAUCCCUGGGCCGUUCGCGCGUCUGAAUAUUGUCCAAGGUUUUUGACUGAGCAGAGGCGCAUGAUGUUUGAUCCGAUAUAAAAAUGGGAGACGGGGGUCAAUAUCUUGUCACGCAAUGUAUACCAGCAUAUGUCCACGGGCAUGGCAAAGAUUCGACGGCAAUUUCGUUAUAGAACUGGGGGAAGUGAUUCCAAUGAGCAGAGUAACCGAAUAUCCAGUCUCCUCUGCAAAGUUGCAAUGGGGGAAAGGAGCAAUGUGAACAAUGAAUGGUGUGUUCCGAAAAUACGACGCUCUCAUUCCGAGCUCAUCCUCGUCAACAGCGACGAAGAAAGAUUUUGUUCCGUUUUCGUCGAAUUCUCCUCAAUUGCAUCUCCGAGAAGAACAAAAACUUCUCCAUGACCAUUUGCAGCCGCAGCUUGCAAAGCUGUUUGCUUCUUCUGUCCCGAAACAGCUCCCAAUUCCGCCCCGGCUUCAAUCAAUCUCUUAACGAUCUCAACAUAUCCAUAUUCAGCAGCAGCGAGCAGUGCGGUACCUCCUCCAUUAUAUGCCCCUGGUGCAUUCACAUUGGCCCCAUGUUUCAAAAGUUCAUUUACAAUGUCCAGAUUUCCAUGCAGCGAUGCAUUCUGUAGAGCAGUCAAGCCAAAAUAUCGUGAUGGAGGCGCAUUAACAUCAGCACCUGUUGCGAGAAGUCUGCGCACAGCCGCAAUGUUGCUUGUCGGUGAGCACGAAGCUUGCAAUGCCGUCAAUCCCCCGUAACGCGCACCAGGAGCAUUUACGUCUGCUUCGAUCUUAAGCAGUUUCUCGAUCACCGCCAAAUGACCACCCUCAGAAGCAGCCUGUAGUGCUGUUCGGCCAUUAUACUUCGCUGCGGGAACAUUGAAAUCCGCACCAGCAGCGAGAAGCAUAUCUACGAUCUCGAUAUUACCCGCUACGGCAGCGAUUUGCAAUGCUGUCCUCGGACGAUUGAAAUCUCCAGCCGCAUUUACAUCUGCUCCUGCUGCAAUUAAUCGGGCAACGAUAGAUGCAUGCCCCUGAGCACAAGCUGCUUGCAGAGCGUUUUGGCCGUACCACCCAGUUGGGGGAGCAUCAAUACUUGUCAAAGGGUCGGAGAGGAGACACUCGACUGUUGCGAGGUCGCCGUCGCGACAAGCAAGUUGCAAGUCCGUCCAGCGAUCUUGUUCUUCGAUUUCGUCGAGGGAGUCGCCUAUCGUGGGGUCCGAACAGUAGCCUGUUGUUGUGGAGAUGUUUUCUAUUGACCUCAACUUGUCGAAGUUCCGAGACGACAUCUUGCACGACUUGAUCUUCGAUGUUGGUGGGCAAAGAGAUCUGUGAACGCAACAUAGAUGGAGUGUGGGAUAGUUUAAUUCGCGCUGGCUGUGAGCAUGUGGCUUCACGGCACAGCAGUGUGUCUAUCUCCAACUCGCAGCAUCCGGGACGUACGCUCAGAGGUAAUACGAAUGAUUCGAAUCAUAAGGCUGGCACUGUUUCAUUUUGUAUCAUUGACAGCAUUACAAGGGAAUUCUCUCAUCACGGAGAGAUGGAGUUGAUGUUGUUGAG
Messenger RNA from Cadophora gregata, 3281 nucleotides. RefSeq names its product MFS transporter (Seo1). The transcript is spliced from 3 exons. Gene Ontology annotation, cellular component: membrane. Bases 167 to 1513 code for a protein of 448 amino acids. Gene Ontology annotation, biological process: transmembrane transport. The record is from RefSeq and is a predicted model, not a curated record. NCBI's taxonomy places the organism in Eukaryota, Fungi, Ascomycota, Leotiomycetes, Helotiales, Ploettnerulaceae. Gene Ontology annotation, molecular function: transmembrane transporter activity.